Dissoconium aciculare CBS 342.82 is the source of this 1130-nucleotide messenger RNA. RefSeq lists its product as uncharacterized. NCBI's taxonomy places the organism in Eukaryota, Fungi, Ascomycota, Dothideomycetes, Mycosphaerellales, Dissoconiaceae. The record is from RefSeq and is a predicted model, not a curated record. The transcript has 3 exons. Bases 210 to 1130 code for a protein of 306 amino acids.
CGCAUAGUCUUUCAACUUAAAAAAUAUGGUGCUUCAUAAGGUUGUGCCGUUCACAAAGCAUCACGUUCGUGGCACAGCAAAUACAGGCAUGAGGAGUUUUGGUGCCUCGAUAACAACGUGCAUCACAUGCGUUUCAGCUUUUUCCGCUUGUAUCUGUAGUCGAGUAUAACCUGCCUUCAAUCGCUUUUCCUCUGACAGUAAUAACUGAAAUGGGCUGGCGCGAUGAAUGGCCCAUCACGGCUUUUAGCGAGCCAUACGAUGGCGAGUAUCUGCUGAAGCUGGCGAACGAGGGCAAGAGUCCAUCCAGACAGCAAUGGAGUGUUCAGAAACUCGUACAAGAAAUCGAGCAGGACCUUGAAGUGCGGAUUACUGACAUUCCCCUUGUCUCGAGAGGAUCCAACAACUUUAUGAGACUCAUAUCUCAGCUUGCAGCGAUGCGCACAGCUUUGUUUCGCUUCCAGGUGUCCAAGGAGUUCCACGCUAGAUUCAGACUCUUCAAAUCCAAGCCGCCUCACUUCGACUUGACUUCAGCCCCAACUGAGGAUUUCUGGUCGCAUGUCCUGGUGACCAAGAUCGAAGCAACAAUUGGAAACAUUAGUGACGUAAUUGGCUGGGAAGAUGAUCACAAAGUCACUGGGCCUCCUCUCCUCCGUGCGAUUCCUCUCAUCAUGCCCAUAGAGGAUGCAACAAACGACUUGUACCGCUGCGUUACGGAGCAUGGCGGUUUUGGUAUUCACAAUAUGACCAUCGAGGAGACAAGUCCGGACCACGUUGGUGUGACUUCUUUGUAUGACUGGGAGACAGGUUGUAUUGUUCCUGCCUUCUUGGCCGAUCCCGUGGUGCCAGUGAGUCAGGUCGACCUCACGCUCAGCAAUCCGGCAAGACAUGUGGUAGCUUGCAAGCCAUCGGACAACUCACCAGCUGAUCUUAAGACGUAUCGAACAUGGUCCGAUCACUAUUUUGAGCAGCUCUUUACGCAUGCACCUGUAUUUCAGAUUGCUAUCGAGCGCGGCUCGGCUGUCCGCAUCCUUUGGGUUGCGCUGAGAGAUUGCAGAGGUGAGGAGCCCGACAAUCUCUUCGGUGUUUUUGGCACGUGGGCUGAAAACCGUAUUGCGAAGCUGUCCGCUUGA